GUUGUCAUGAUAACCAUGUUGUCUGAGUAAGGCCUAGCACAAGCUACUCUGAUACUUUAGUCUUUAUAGAUCACAGGUUAUUUAGACAUCUACAUCUCUUCAUUAGAAAGUAACAUUUCUGUGACUUGAAAGUUGCAGGGUAUUAACGUUUUGAGUGAGAACUUACCUGAAAAUUUACAUUUUAGCUGUUCACCUUCCUGGGAACAGGGUAUCAGUGAUAUCUGAGACUAUUCUGCAUUGAAAGGUAUAUUGAAAUAAAUCAGCAGUUCUCUGAAGUUUCUGUACUUAAAUAUUGCAGAGACACUUGAACUUGUCCUAUACUCUCAGGACAUUACCAUUGGGCAUUGACAACUAGACCAGAAGAAAAGAUAAGGUCAACAUCACUAAUGCCAGCAAUUUUUACUGGGAUAUCAGACUCUCAAUUCUAGCUAAAUGAGUGCUCACUAAUGUCAAACAGGCAAGUGCUACAAAUAGCACCAUUUUUAUAUUAUCCAGAUUAAAGGAAUGAGGCUUGAUUCUAUGGAAAGCAGCUGAUCUACCUGUGACUAGAUUUGAGGAUGAGCACAUGUGAAGAGGUUUCUGAGGAAGUAGCACAUCAGGUUGUGAAAUCUGUCUUUGUUAUUGAGGACACAAGCAGGAACCUCAUUCCUUGCCUUCAAAAUGGGGCUGAUGAAAGGGAAAAUCAUACUGAACCUCUGCUUAAGAGGCCUUGUUUGUCUCCAGAAGUUGAUUCAACUCCUUGCAUAUCAGCUGUUGCAUUCCCACUACAGGAAAUACAGCAGAGCUUUGAUUUGGUCACAAGCACAGUCACACAAAUGGCAGGUGAAGAGGUUGCUGCAGCAUCUAUGAUGCCAUUCCAGAUUAUACAGAAUGUCACUCCACAUGAAGUAUUUUCAUUGGCUAAUGUGGAACAGUCAAUAGUUAGCCAAACAUGGUUCACAGGUAAAGAAGUUAAGGAUGCUCUAGCUAACCAAGGACAUAAAUGGAAGCAGGGGAUGUGGACUAAGGAAGAAACAAAUAUUUUGAUGAGCAACAUUGAACAGUAUAUGAAGGAACAUGGAGUAGAGAAUCCUGCAGAAAUCAUUUUUAAGAUGUCAAAGGGUAAAAGAAAAGAUUUCUACAGGUCUAUCUCAUUUGGUCUGAAUCGACCUUUGUUUUCAAUAUAUAGAAGAGUAAUCCGAAUGUAUGAUGACAGGAACCAUGUGGGUAAGUACAGCCCUGAGGAAAUAGAGAAGCUUAAGGAGCUCUGGCAGAAGCAUGGCAAUGACUGGAUAACAAUAGGGGCCGCCAUGGGAAGAAGUCCGUCUUCUGUCAAAGAUCGGUGGCGACUAAUGAAGGAUGCUUGCAACGCGGGGAAAUGGACCGAAGAAGAAGAACAGAUUCUUGGAGAUGCGGUUCAUGAGUUGACAGGCACGGAGGUGGAUGAGAAAGUCACUCAGGGUGUGUGUUGGGCAACAGUGGCUCAACAAGUGGGUACUCGCUCAGCAAAGCAGUGUCGUGCUAAAUGGCUCAAUUAUCUGAACUGGAAACAGACUGGAGGUAUUGAAUGGACAAGGAAAGAUGAAGUCACUCUCAUCCUCAGGCUAGCAGAGCUUGAUGUAGCUGAUGAAAGUGAAAUUCGCUGGGAUGAAUUAGCUAAAGGAUGGGAGAGUGUUCGUUCACCACAAUGGCUGCGAAGUAAAUGGUGGAACAUCAAAAGACAAAUUACAAAUCACAAGGAUUUUGCAUUCCCCGUCCUAGUAAGAUGUCUUCAACAAGAAUAUGAAAGACAAAACGCAAGCCUCAGAUUUUGGAAGAAUAAAUCUGGAUCUGACAUGUCAGAGAGCAACCCUGAUAUCAGUGUUCAACAAGUCUCCUUUGGAGUCACAAGUAUAGAAGAUAAUAACACAUCUAUCUGUCCAGUCCCCAUGACAGGAUCGCAAAUUACACUCCAACUCCUUCCCAGGUCCUUAACAGACUUACCUGCUGCUGUUGGUGACUCUGAAUCUGUAACCCUGCCCACUGGACCACAGUAGAUAUUUGAGAUUCUCCCCUAUUUCCAUUUUUGUUCCCUCACCUUGCACCUAUUGUCUUCAAACAAGUUCAACUCAUUGUCUUCUAUUAACUCUGACCACUUGUACCACAGUAAACAUAACAGCUGCUGCACCUGCAUCUCCUAACUGAUCACAUUUCACCCUUUAUCCCUCAAGCAUCCUGUGGAGUAUUCCAGUCAAAUUUACCUGAAAUGUCAUAUACAAAGAAUCAUCUGUUGCUGAAAAGUGACAUUGCUUUUUCCACAUCCCAAGCAGAAUUUUCAGUCCAUAGUAUCACCUACAUUUUUUUCUGAUUUUCAUGGACUACUGCUCAUUCAAAGCAAAAGAUAAAUCACUGAAAGAAUUAUUUAACUAUAUGGCUCUGUUGCCAUAAUUUGAUGAUGCUCUUAUUUAUAAAUUCAGAGGCCCAAACAGCAUAGAAUUAAUGAACUGUGCUAAGAGUUCAACAGAAGAAUUCCCCAACACCAACCAAUAUAAUAAAUUCACUCAGAUUUAUUGGGUGCUUGUGUUUCUGAGGAGUUAGUCACUCAGCAUAGUAGAGCAAGUGCAUUAAACAAGUGAUACCAAAACCAUGGUUUGUGCUCCUUCACUUCAUGGCUUGAUCAAGGCAGGGGAUUUUACAUGUACUAAAUCAGUUUUGCCUGUCAGAGCACUAUGUCUCAUAAUAAAAAACUACUAAAUAUCAAAUACGA
Messenger RNA from Rattus norvegicus (Norway rat), 2725 nucleotides. Lineage: Eukaryota; Metazoa; Chordata; Mammalia; Rodentia; Muridae. The record is from RefSeq and is a predicted model, not a curated record.